AGCCACUUCCGGGCGCGACACGGCGCGGGCGCGGGUGAGCAGGUGUUUCUACGGGCCGCCACGCCCGGCGUCAACCAGUGUGUGGGGACCUCUUGCCAUAAGUGGAUGCAGCUCGUCCAUGCGGGCCACGGUGCUUCCGAGUAGGGCAACGAGAGCCCUGCGAGUGCCGUGGGGCCGGGUAGGCCGGGACAGCGGCGAUGUAUCGGGGGCGCGGAGAGUUUGGGAAUCUGGAGCCUCAGAGCUGCCAUUAAAGAGACUCAGACAUGGAAAGCAAACCAUUGGUGAUAUCGAAGCAGAAGACUGAGGUGGUAUGUGGGGUCCUCACCCAGGUUGUGUGCACAGCCUUCAGCAGUCACAUCCUGGUGGUGGUGACCCAGUUUGGGAAGAUGGGUACUCUGGUCUGCUUGGAGCCCAGCAACGUGGCCAGCGACUUCAGCAAACCGGUGCUCACAACAAAAGUCCUUCUUGGGCAGGAUGAGCCUCUCAUCCACGUCUUUGCAAAGAACUUGGUAGCGUUUGUGUCUCAAGAAGCUGGAAACAGAGCGGUCCUGCUAGCCAUGGCCAUGAAGGACAAAAGCAUGGAGGGUGUGAAGGCCUUGAAGGAGGUGAUCCGGGUAUGCCAGGUGUGGUGACCUGGAGUCAGCAGCCACAUGCUAUCCAGAAAGACCAAUUGGAAACUCAGACACUCACUUGGUGACUUAAAGACCCUUCUCCCAUUAUAGCAGAGGGAAGAACUUUAUAUGGCUUUAGCACUUGAAGCCAGAAAAAAUAUUCAUGUCUCAGGCAGACUUUUACUCUGUUUGGUUACUGAUAUCUGUGUAUGGAGGGAAGAAGUGGAAUGUGUCUUGUGAGUCAUGAAUGGUUCUCCUUGGGGUCUAGAUAGUUGUUUAUAUUUGGUGUUUUUUUCUAAGUCAUACUUAUUCACAGCUGCCCAAAGCUGUGUGGUGGCUAUUAAAAAUACGG
Molecule: messenger RNA, 963 nt
Organism: Nycticebus coucang (slow loris)
Lineage: Eukaryota; Metazoa; Chordata; Mammalia; Primates; Lorisidae
Gene: PSMG3
Product: proteasome assembly chaperone 3
Exons: 3
Coding region: 264-632 (122 amino acids)
Biological process (GO): proteasome assembly
Source: RefSeq, a predicted model, not a curated record